This is a messenger RNA of Klebsormidium nitens, 2152 nucleotides long. The record is from the annotation of a GenBank genome assembly. NCBI's taxonomy places the organism in Eukaryota, Viridiplantae, Streptophyta, Klebsormidiophyceae, Klebsormidiales, Klebsormidiaceae.
CUUCAAGUUUCAGCUGCCUCAUCGGCAGAUUUGACGCAGAGCGCAGCUGGGAAGGAUUGAUCACAGCGGCAUGGAGUGCUGCAACCUUGCACACCCAUCAGCAUUGUUUGCACGGUGCCUGCAUUCGCGGGCAGUCAACGGAGGCAGCCAGUGCAGGAUUAUCCACUUUGUGGCAUUGCCGUGCUUUGGCGCCACUGCACGCUCAAGCAGCCUCUUCCAGCUCCCAGCUUGCUUUCAAAAUGGACAGUCACUCGUCCCCCCUGCCAAUGUCCUCUCUGCUCCUGUUUCUGCUGCCACAUUGGUCCAGGCCCAGCUGGCGGCCACCCUAAAACCCAUCUCAAAAGUCACCCAGGCAGACCAGGAAGCCACACUUCUGUCUGAGCUCUGGCAGGCAGCGCAGGUUGGGCCACAGCCCCCCUUAUUGCAGCUAACUGUCAGCCCGACGGGUGUGCGAGGCCUGGCGGUGCCCAGCGGGGCCGCCGUGCAAGCGGGCCAACUGCUCUUGUCGGUACCCAUAGCUGCAGUACUGAUGGUACCAAAGGAGACAAAAGGGGGGCAACAAGGGGGCGGAGAAGCGGUGGGAUCGAGGGGUGGUUUGCAUGAGGCGGUCUGUCGGCUGGCCGUCAAGCUGCUGGCGGAGCUGCAGCGGCCAGACUCCGUGUGGCAGCACUAUGCGCGCCUGCUGCCAGCCCAUUACGAGUCGGUUGCUGAUUGGACCCCUCAAGAGCUGUCAGAGCUCCAGAGCAAGGCAGCAGUGGGGGCAGCUCUUGCGGCUGAUGAUGAGUGGCAAGACCAGGCCACACGCAUCCAAUUGGCCGCCAACUCCCGUCUGGACACCAACCCCUCGAUUCCAACCCCAGUGAAGGGACCUUCUACCCUUCCACCCUCCUUCUCUCGAGCUUCGCCUCUCACAACCUCCUCACCAAGCGAGUCGCCAAAGAGAGAGAGCCUGCAAACGGAUGUCGAGGUUGACAAUUACGAACCCCCUUCCGAUGGUCCAAGCGUCUCGCUAUCCCUCGUAUCAGCUAUCUCAUCGGAACCUCCUCCCACCCCCCCGUUGUGGCGACCCCCUUUCAGCCACGCCACCGCCCUGUGGGCCCUCCGCACCGUCUUGACUCGCAGCUUCUCCACGACUCUAGAGGGGGUUCCGGUGCAGUGCUUGGUCCCUGUGGCGGACAUGCUCAACCAUGCCCCGCCCACCUUAGCGCUCCCACUGCGAGCUCGACAUACUGCAAGGCCGUUCCAGGCCAACCCGUCACCUGUUCGGCCGCGGUCGCACUCUUCGCCGGACCUGGGCUUUGCCCAGUGGAGGAUCCACAGCCCUCAGGGUGCCCCCCCGGCUGAAGCCUGCUUCCAGGUCUUCGCAUCUACCCCCCUCUCGGCCGGCCAGGAGGCCACCAUCUCUUAUGGCCCCCACACCAACUUAGAGUUUCUCGUCUCCUAUGGCUUUGUGCCCAACAUAAACCCAGCGGACAAAGUGCCGCUCUAUGACUGCCUCAAGGCUCUGCUUGACGACGUGGACGCCCCGGUCAGAUUGGCCCGCCAGAAAGAGGAGCUCCUGACCACGUUGAUGGGCGGUAGCCGCAACCUCGCUGCAGACGCAGACGGCGCCGCCCCCCGGCUGCUCGAGUCACUGUACGUCCUCCAUGCGCGCGAUGCCGCAGAGCUGUCGUCCUUGGAGGCGGAGUGGCACCGCAGCGCGAGCCUGAGUGGUGCCGCCAUCAGUCGGCCGACGCGUGCAGCGGCCGCCCGGCAGGUCGUGCAGCGGUGCGAAGCCCUGCUAGGGCAGCAUGCGACGACGCUCGACGAGGACCGACGGCUCUCGGAAGAACUAGACGCGGGGACUUUCGAUGGCAAGGGUCGGGAUAUUGGGAGGUUGCGCAUGGCGCUCCGGCUACGAAUGUCGAGAAAGCAGAUUCUGACAGAAACGAGAGAGCGAUAUGCAGCGCUAGCUGGGUUAACGGAGUUGUGAUACUUGAUGGAUCCACUAUACAAGGAAGCUGUUCGGGAUGCUUCUACACAAGUAUUCAAGUUGGUAAACGCUCGGCCUUGUAUGCGACUCUACAUGCUUCGGCAAUCUGGCCCAUUGACGGGUUUAGGGAGAUAAGGUGGUUGGUAGGAUACAUGCUUACUGUCAUGCGCGCAGGUUUAU